Vicia faba (fava bean) is the source of this 1491-nucleotide messenger RNA. Lineage: Eukaryota; Viridiplantae; Streptophyta; Magnoliopsida; Fabales; Fabaceae. The record is from the annotation of a GenBank genome assembly.
AUGGAAGGUGUAUUUUCCCUUCCUGUAGCCGUCAGAACUGAAGUUAUCCAUUCUUUGAUGCAGUCUCUUGGAGGAUGUUCAUACAUUUGUCUUUGGACAUAUGAUACCAUAUCACCAAAUCGUUUGUCCUUCUUGGAUGGUAUCUAUAAUGUGAUAAGCAACCACCAACCAAGUUCUUCUUUGGGAAGCAUCGCACAACGGCUUUUCAAUCAGUAUACCAUUUUAUCAUUUGAUAUCAAUGAUGACCGGAUUCCUGGACUAGCUUUUAGGAAUCAACGUCCUUAUCUAGAGCUGCAGCAGCUGGAGCUUCUGACACUGUCAUCGACAGAAAUACAAACACAAUUUUACAAGGAAGCAAGGAUUAAGACUGCUGUUUUCAUGGGGUGCAACAAAGGAGAAAUUGAGCUUGGUUUCUUAAAUAUGUCCCAAACUGAUAUUCAAACGGCACUUAGGAAUUUAUUUCCUCAAGAUUUUUCAAGACAGAUGCAACAAAUUGAUCAGAAUAAUAAUAAUAAUAAUCCACCUUCAUCAUCUUCAUCUUCAAUGAGAUCACUAUCAACAGCUGGUAGUCCUGAAUACUCAUCUCUCAUGUUCAACAAAAAUCCACCUGGAACUUCUCCAUCAUCACAUCACUUUCCUGAUCAUAUCCUUGGAGGAGUAAACAUUCCUCCAAUGAGACCUGUUUCAAACACACUACCCUUUCAACUUCAACAACAACCUCAAAUCACACCAACACAAUUGUUCCCUAUUGAUCAACAGAAUGAUGCAAUAAUGAGAGCAAUCCAAAAUGUUCUAUCUACACCCCCUUCUCAGCAAAGUUACACAGCACAUCCAGAAGCUAGUGCAUUUGGAAGAAGCUUGAAUUUGAUGAGACUAAGAGAACGAAAUCAAGCCAUGCGUCCUUCUAGUAACCAACUUCAUCAUAUGAUAUCGGAACGACGAAGGCGCGAGAAGCUUAAUGAUAAUUUCCAAGCACUUCGAGCGCUACUUCCUCAAGGAACUAAGAAAGACAAAGCAUCCAUACUGAUAACAGCCAAGGAGACAGUAAGGUCAUUGAUGGAAGAAAUAGAAAAACUAAGCAAAAGAAACCAACAGUUGUUGAUGUCACAAAAGUCGGCUGCUUCGAAUAAAGAAACUAUGAAAUUCUCGUCAAAUGAAAGAAUUAACGUGCGAGUUUCGCAUGUACCAGAAUCAAGUUCAUCACACGAUGAACCAAUGCUAGUGGAGUUACAAGUGAAUGUGAUAGGACAAAUUUCUCAAGUCGAUAUGUUGAUUCGAUUAUUAGAAUUCUUAAAUCAAGUUAAUCAUGUCAAUUUGAUUUCAAUGGAUGCAACAAAUACAAACACUUCACAAGAGGAUAAUUAUCUUCAUCAAAUAACAUUCAGACUAAGGAUUACUCAGGUGAGUGAAUGGGACGAAGAGGCUUUCCAAGAAGCAGUGAGAAGAGUAGUUGCUGACUUGAUACAGUACCAAGUGGACCAUAAUAUAUGA